Messenger RNA from Morone saxatilis (striped sea-bass), 1144 nucleotides. RefSeq names its product MAPK regulated corepressor interacting protein 2-like. Lineage: Eukaryota; Metazoa; Chordata; Actinopteri; Moronidae. The transcript has 5 exons. The record is from RefSeq and is a predicted model, not a curated record. The coding region runs from base 369 to 809 and encodes 146 amino acids.
GAGGGGGGGGUUUGGGGGUGGUGGGGAGAUGCGCCCCGGCUGCUGGUUUUACGCGGAGAGGAGCGAGGCGCAUGGUUGUGCUCUCUGAGAGGUUACCAAACAGCCUGCCUGCUCUCAUGUCAGCUCCGAGGAUCUGCGCUGGCUUCAAACGGGCUCCCUGUGAGUGAAAUCCAGCCCGAUCAUCUGAGGACGCGACUGACUUUUCCUUCACAUCGCAUUUUUUUAUACGUCGCCAAAAUCCCCGAGGAACGUGCUUAAUUUGAAGUGCCUUUCCCGAGUAGGCCCGCUCCACCAGGACCGGUCUGGACUGAACCCUCAAAAAGUGCCAAACUCACAAGUUUACAGGGGACUUUUUUUUUUUUUUUUGCAUGAUGUACACAAUUACAAGAGGUCCCAGCAAACUGGUCACCCAGCGACGGACAGGCCCCACUCAGCAGCUUGACAACAAAAUAAACGACUUCAAGCACAAACAAACCUCCUGGAGUAUGCCUGGCCUCCCCGCACCCAAGAUAGUUUUCAACCGUCUGAACGGCAAGAAGUAUCAUCACCCAGCUCCGGCUGUCCCGGCAGACAACCAGCAGGAAGAGAGCUCCACCGCCGCGCACGAAGAAAACGCCACAUUUCUCUACGACGCCUGGCAGGAGGUGGUGCAGCAGGAGCAGGUGCCCAGUCAGAGGCCAGUGGAGGCCCAGGGAGCAGUCCACUACAAAGAAACCACUCCCAGCCCACACAUGGACAACUUUGUGCCCAUAGAUCUGGAUGAAUGGUGGGCCCAACGGUUCCUAGCCAAUAUAGACAAGCUGUCCUGACACUCUCCUGGGAUUUGUGGAUCUUGACGGACGGUCAGGAGGUGCGACCUGAAGCAGGAUGGCUCACAGAGGAGAGGAAGCCUGGCAGGAGGUGUGAUGGCUCAAUAUGCCCCAAUGUGAUUCAAAUGGAUGGACAGCACAGCGCUGGGACGCUUAUAUGGAAACCAUAUAAAAUCACUUCACUUGAACUCAAGCCUCCAUCCAUCUCUCAAUAUUCAGUCUGUGACAGACUGGACACUGGAGGAAGAUGGCACCUCAGAGUUGAGGUUUCUCUCGUCUUCAUCACAACAGAUGUCCUGUUACUUUGAAAUGCAGUAAAAUUGUAUUUUCAAGAA